AUGACUGAACUGGUCAUAUACCAUGAAAAGUUGGAUCCUCAUCCUACCUCGCUCUCUUUCCUUGUUGUGCCGAAGCCACGCCGAGUAUAUCUCUUCUCUGCGCACAGUCAUACACAGCAUAGCCAUAUAUCCCGUAUGCAAGUUGUUAUUUUCUCUGAAAUCUCACCAGCCUACGUCCCUAAACAGAGUCCCCUACCCACAAACAUCCCCAGACUUAGUCAAGCGAAGCCAUUCAUCCAAUCCCGCCCAUGCGAGCAAAAUGAUCGGCCACCACUUCUUUCCGGCUCCACUUUCCUACAUGUCGCAGAGGAAUGCUUUUGA
Messenger RNA from Pseudogymnoascus destructans, 321 nucleotides. RefSeq lists its product as uncharacterized. The transcript has a single exon. NCBI's taxonomy places the organism in Eukaryota, Fungi, Ascomycota, Leotiomycetes, Thelebolales, Thelebolaceae. The coding region runs from base 1 to 321 and encodes 106 amino acids. The record is from RefSeq and is a predicted model, not a curated record.